UCAGCCCCCCUGAGAUUCAAUAUCUGAUGGAAAUGAACGAAUUUCAGUAAAAUUUACAGAAUUGAAACUGUGAAACACAGAUGGAUUAGACCAGAAUGAGGUAGCUGUAGAGAUAGAUACUUCUACAGUAGAGAGAGAGAUCCGAGCUGAGACUGUGAACUGAAGAAGAAGACAAUCUAAUACAACCACCACCAAAGGGAUCGAGUCAACUCUCUCUCUCUCUCUCUCGAACAGCUGCUCAAAAAGCUCUUAAUCGAUUCAAAAAUUUCAGAUUUGAGCUCAGCUGUACUGGAGUAGAGAUCAGGUUGUUGAAGUAUGAUUAUCUUUAUUUGACCAUUACAAAUGUUUAGUUUGGUAACGUUGAAGUAUAUUCCUUUAUAUUCAAGCGGAAUUUAGUAAUGACAAGCUAAAAGCCCAAUGACUUUCUGGGGUUUCUUGUUUAUAAAACCCUAAAACAAUUGUCCGACGUUCAUUGGACAAUUUGUAUGAAUUCUCUGAUGUAUGAGUUUUGUAGCUUGAAUUUCAAUAGAAAAAUGGAGGAGCUAUAGCUUUGGUUGAAGUCACGAAAGAAAAGAAGAUCAAAUUAAUGGAAGAUUGGUCUAAAUAUGCCCAUAGUCCUGCGCACUUGGCAGUUGCACGGCGUGACUAUGCUGGCCUCAAACGGAUUAUUUCGACCGUCCCCCAACUUGCCAAGGCUGAUGAGGUUAAUACAGAGAAGGAAUCCCUUGCUGCUGAGCUGCAGGCUGAUGCUGUGUCUGCAGUAAUUGAUCGGCGGGACGUUCCAUGCCGCGAGACCCCCCUGCACCUCGCGGUGCGUCUCCGCGAUCCGAUAUCAGCUGAGAUUUUGAUGGCAGCUGGGGCGGACUGGAGUCUUCAGAACGAGCAGGGAUGGAGUGCGCUCCAAGAGGCGGUUUGUACUCGUGAGGAAAAUAUUGCUAUGAUCAUUGCCCGGCACUACCAGCCCCUUGCUUGGGCAAAGUGGUGUCGUCGGCUUCCUCGAAUUGUUGCCUCCGCAGCUCAAAUUCGUGACUUUUACAUGGAGAUAACUUUUAAUUUUGAGAGCUCAGUGAUUCCAUUUAUUGGUCGGAUUGCCCCGUCAGAUACAUAUCGGAUUUGGAAACGUGGGUCCAAUCUCCGUGCUGAUAUGACCCUUGCAGGUUUUGAUGGUUUCCGCAUCCAGCGGUCUGAUCAAACUUUUCUCUUUCUUGGAGAGGGAUGCACGAUGGAAAAUAGAAAUAUAUCUUUACCUCCUGGUUCCUUGAUUGUGCUUGCUCACAAGGAAAAAGAGAUCACCAAUGCUUUGGAGGGAGCUGGUGCUCAACCAUCGGAAGCCGAAGUUGCCCAUGAAGUGGCCAUGAUGUCUCGAACUAACAUGUAUAGGCCGGGAAUCGAUGUAACUCAGGCUGAGCUUGUUCCCCAUUUGAAUUGGAGGCGGCAAGAGAGGACUGAGAUGGUUGGAACCUGGAAGGCCAAGGUCUAUGAUAUGCUUCAUGUUAUGGUGAGCGUGAAGUCCAGGAGGGUUCCUGGUGCUAUGACUGAUGAAGAGCUCUUUUCAGUGAAUGAUGAUGAAAGGAUUGUUAAUGGGGGUGAACACAAUGAGGAUGGCGACAUAUUAACGCCAGAGGAAAGAAUGCAGUUGGAUUCUGCACUUUGCAUGGGGAAUUCACAUGGUUUUUGUGAGGACGAAGAACCUCAGGUUCAGGAUUGCCAUGAAAAUGGGGAUGGGGGUUCGUUUGAAACUUGUGAAUCCAAUGUUAUCUUCAAGGAGAAGAAGAGUUGGUUUGGUUGGAACCAGAAAGGUUCAAAGAAAGAAGGUGAUGAUCUCGAAGAUUCAAAGAUUCCACAGAAGUUCUCAAAAUUGGCUCCCGAAGGGAGCAAUGAACGACGCAAUGAUAGUCAAAGAUCAUUGUCUGAAUUUCCCAAGGAAGAUAUGGGGGAUCUUAAAAAGAGCAAAGAUAAAAGCACCAAGAUGAAAAAGAAAAAAGGGUCGGCAAGUGAGCCUAAGCAUGAGAGCGAGUAUAAGAAAGGUUUAAGGCCUGUUUUGUGGUUGACACCAGAUUUUCCCCUGAAAACAGAAGAGCUCUUACCCUUACUUGACAUCCUGGCCAACAAGGUAAAAGCUAUUAGGAGGCUGAGGGAGCUCUUAACUACUAAACUACCUCCUGCCACAUUUCCUGCCAAGGUUGCCAUCCCAAUUGUCCCAACCAUUCGGGUCCUUGUCACUUUUACAAAGUUUGAGGAGCUUCAGCCACUGGAAGAAUUCUCAACUCCUCUCUCCAGCCCUGUACAUUUUCAAGAUGCUAAGUCUAAGGAGUCAGAGGGGUCCACAUCAUGGAUUUCAUGGAUGAGAGGAAGCCGAGGCGAGCAAUCAAGUGACUGUGAAAGUCGCAGCUUUAGGGAUGAGAUUGACCCAUUCCGCAUACCAUCAGAUUAUGCUUGGGUGGACGCUAAUGAGAAAAAACGCAGGAUGAAAGCCAAGAAAGCAAAGAGUAAGAAGCAUAAAAAACAAGCAGCUGCUAGAAAUCUGGAUGGUGGCCACCAGUUGAGUGAGGAUUUGAAAGAAUAGGGGUACAGACAAUUCUUAUUGGUACAAUGCUGCUUUAGGAUCUUCUAUAAGAAGAGGAGGUAAGGCACAUUCCUUGCUUGUGUGACCUAAUGUUCUUCCUUCGGGGUUGGUGGAAGGGUUUAGGGGAUACUUGUUAGAGGAUUGGUUCUUUUUGAUGAAGGAGAUCUUAUCUUUUUCCAUUGUUGUAUUGUUAUGUGAUGUGAAAUUGGUGAGUAACAGAAUCUUCACCUUAAAGCUUUGUUUCUGUGGUGAUUUUUUUUAUAUUGCUCCCUGUAUCGAUAUCUCAAACUCCUAGUGGUUGAAAU
Molecule: messenger RNA, 2871 nt
Organism: Ilex paraguariensis (yerba mate)
Lineage: Eukaryota; Viridiplantae; Streptophyta; Magnoliopsida; Aquifoliales; Aquifoliaceae
Source: the annotation of a GenBank genome assembly